This is a messenger RNA of Drosophila sulfurigaster albostrigata, 1540 nucleotides long. Its product is annotated as 4'-phosphopantetheine phosphatase. Gene Ontology annotation, cellular component: cytosol; nucleus. The transcript has a single exon. Gene Ontology annotation, molecular function: ATP binding; pantothenate kinase activity. The record is from RefSeq and is a predicted model, not a curated record. Lineage: Eukaryota; Metazoa; Arthropoda; Insecta; Diptera; Drosophilidae. The coding region runs from base 206 to 1291 and encodes 361 amino acids. Gene Ontology annotation, biological process: coenzyme A biosynthetic process.
UGUUGUUACAUUGCCAGUGCUGUCCAAUGUGCGGUUUUGUGAUAAAAACACACAAAAACUAAUUUACAUUGAAGAAGCGUUAUAAAAAGAUUAGUGCGCAUUUCGCAACGUCACAACCACGGCAAUCAACAUUUUGUCUCGUUUGCAUCGCCCCAUCGAGCGUACACUGUUGAAAUUGUGUCGUCGAACCAACAGCACAACAACAAUGCACAGCUGUACGCUCCUACAGGAUGAGGCGAACUAUCAACCGGAUACGCUGGAUCUCAACACAGAUGCCAAGGCGGCUGCAUAUUGGUUCCCCUGUUUUCGUGAGCUCAUUGUGAAGUUUGCCAAACAAGCGGCCAAUAGCCAACCCGACGAUGCCACCUCCGAGCAGCGAGCAACGCAAUUUCAGGCCGCAUAUCUUAGCCAAUUGGAUGAGUAUCAGCGCAACAUUGCCAGCAACAGCGGCAAAGUAGUUCUGGGCACCAGUGAACUGCUGCAACUUAACGAGACUAUGCUGCGUCGUUUUGGCUUUACCGAUCCCUGGCUUGCGCAAAAACAACUAGAGAAUACAUCCGCCAAGGCGCGUCUCAAGCAGCGAUUGCAGGAGAUCGAUGCCAUCGAACGCGAGGACGAGCGAUGGACAGAGCUUGUGCGUGGAGUGCUAGCGGGCAACAUGUUUGACUGGGGUGCCCAGGCCAUAGCUAACAUUCUUGAGCAGGAUAGUAAUUUUGGGCUGCAUGCGGCGUUGGAUCGGAUCGAGCAACGUCCCUGGUUGCUGGACAAUCUGGAUGCGUGGUUGCAACGCGUACAGGGACAGCAACAGUUGCCACACAAAUGCGCUGUGGUCUUUGUGGACAACAGUGGCGUUGAUGUGGUGCUUGGAAUACUGCCCUUUGUCCGUGAGCUGCUCAAGCGCGGCACCAAGGUGCUGCUGUGUGCCAACAGUGAACCUUCGCUCAACGAUGUGACCAGUCGGGAGUUGCGACAGCUGCUCGACGAUUGCGCCUGCCAGUGCAGCAUUUUGGACAGCGCGUGGCGUUCGGGUCGCCUGCUUGUCUAUGCGAAUGGACAAAGCGGACCGUGUCUGGACAUGAGACGUCUGCCGCGGGAGCUGUGCGAUGCCAUAGCGGCAAAUGAGACUGAUCUUCUGGUUAUUGAGGGCAUGGGCAGGGCACUGCACACCAAUCUGAAUGCGCACUUCAAGUGCGAGACCUUAAAGCUGGCCGUGAUUAAGAAUCGUUGGCUGGCCAAAUAUCUGGGUGGCGAUAAUAUGUUUGCCGUCAUCUGCAAGUACGAGCACAGCUAGUGGAGGAAGAGCAGAUGGAAGAGGAGGAGGAGGAGGAGGCCAAGGAGCAGGAGGAUCAUUGAUUGUUAUGCUAUAUAUUGCAGUGUUUUGAAAUUAUUGUUAUUGUUGAAUCCAACAAAGAAAGAAAAGGAGAUUGAGUUCAAGAUUCGGUUGCAGAUUUCUGUGUCAGGUUUUUGUGUGUGUGUCUAACUAACUAACUAACAAAUUGAUGCAUAUAAUCCGAACUGUAAUUAAAAAGAAAAUGUAUUU